Patiria miniata (bat star) is the source of this 2183-nucleotide messenger RNA. RefSeq names its product matrix metalloproteinase-18-like. The record is from RefSeq and is a predicted model, not a curated record. Lineage: Eukaryota; Metazoa; Echinodermata; Asteroidea; Valvatida; Asterinidae. Bases 1 to 1566 code for a protein of 521 amino acids. Gene Ontology annotation, biological process: proteolysis; extracellular matrix organization; collagen catabolic process. The transcript has 8 exons. Gene Ontology annotation, molecular function: metalloendopeptidase activity; zinc ion binding. Gene Ontology annotation, cellular component: extracellular matrix.
AUGAACAGUGUCAGAUUUUGGGCGCUCUUUGGAGCGUUUCUAGGGUGCAGCCUCGUUCAAGAAACAUUCGCUCGACCUCCAAGUGAUAUUGAAGAAACGGCCCGCCUCUAUGAUUUUCUCGAGAAGUACGGCUACUUUGAUCACUUCCCAUCUAAGGCUGAAGGCAAACUCCCAACCAUGAGCGAACAACGGCAAGCGAUCCAGGCCAUGCAGCGGAUGGCCGGCAUACCCCAGACCGGGGAAAUUAACCAGAUGACGGCCGAGAUGCUGAGCAAGCCCCGCUGCGGUGUCAAAGACGCAAACCCCCGUGACGUGGUCAAAGGGCCGGGCCGGCGCGGCAGGCGGUACUCCGUGCUGGGCGACCCUUACAAAUGGACGGACAAGACGGAUCUCACUUACAAAAUCAUGAAUUAUCCCGGCGAGAACUCCCCAGACUUGACCCGCGAACAGGUGGACGAAGACAUCCGCGCCGCCUUCAAGGUCUGGAGUGACGUCACCCCGCUCACCUUCACCGAGAUCCACAGCGACGACGCGGACAUCAGGCUGCUCUUCGGCGGGCGAGCUCACACCAGAGUGCGCGGGGACCCGCCCUUCGACGGCCCAGGGGGCACCCUGGCCCACGCCUUCACCCCGAACUCCGGCUGGGGCGAGACGGACGGAGACGUGCACUUGGACGACGACGAGACUUUCACCAAAGGAGUGUACAGAGGUACCAACCUGUUCUACACGCUGGCUCACGAGAUCGGCCACGCCCUAGGUUUGUUCCAUUCUGAAGAGCUUGACUCCCUGAUGUGGCCCUACGAUCGCGGAUACAUCCCGGACUACAAGCUCCCACAGGACGACAUCUUGGGCGUCCAAAGUCUUUAUGGACCCAACCCUAACCCGCCUGCAACAACUGACCCGCCGGUGACCGUGAACCGUCUGUAUUGCGAAACCACUUUCGAUGCGACGGCUUUCAUUGACAGCGAGUACUUCAUGUUCGGGAGUGGGAUGAUGUGGAGGUUUGAUUCCGACCGUAAUCUGCUCUCUCCUCCCGAGGGUCAAUCUCCCCGGGAUAUCUUCCCCAAGUUCCCGUCAGGUGUCAGGGCCGUCUACCAGGAAGGCCGGAGUGGAAACGUCAUCGUACUCAAAGCCAAGAACUACUGGGUGUACGAGAAGUCAUCGUCCUGGUCUGGUGCCUCGCCGCAGUACCAACUGAAGGACAUCAACCCGGACACAGACACGGACUUCCCGCAAAACGUCAGGGAUCUAGGCUUCCCCAAGUCCGUCUCGGGGGUGGUGCACCUAGCGGAUGUCGGUUUCUCCUACUUGAUCAAGGCCAAGAGGGUGUUAACCUUCGACGAAUACAGGCUGGAACUCUCCGAGAGCUCGGCCAAGGUCAAGAAUAUCUUCGAGGGAAUUUCUGAACGGCCAACCUCGGCUUUUUUCGCCCAAGGUUUUGCUAACGUUCUGGUUGGGCAAGAGUACUACCGUUACGUCUACGACUACAAGACGUCAUCGUUUGUCGCCCUCAACGACUACCCGAGAAACUUCGCCGAGGAGUUUCUGCGUUGCCCUGCAGCAUAAUCUGGAAGGCGAAAACCAGACUUGAAAGUGUUGGCCAAAAAUGUGGAUUGGUGCGGAAAGGAUUUGUAAAUAAGAGACUUUCGAAUGAUUAUUUUGUGCUAGCAAGUUAACUUAUACCACUUACAUAAUGUAUUUAUUAAUGUACUGUUUUGUGAAAUAUUUAUGUAAUUUAUAUUUAUUCAGAUUUUCGUCUUAUAAAAUCAACUGAAAGCCAUGGGCUUGUGAUUGUAUUUUUAUUAAUUGUUAUUAUGGCGUCUGUAAUAAUGACUGACUUAAAAAGUCGCCGGCAAAAGUCUGUAGGCAAUAUUAUUGGAUGCAACAACAAUUUCAGAAAGUUGUCUUUCAAAAAAGCGAAAAACUCGCUUCUAUAUAAAAAACAUAGAAGACAUGUACCAAAUUUUGAAAACUAAAUAAAUAACACAUGUAUCUCUGCAUAAUUUCUGGAAACUCCUUAUAUCACGUUUAUGUUCACACCUUUUUGUCUCAAUUGUCUCUCAGAUUCGACUUUUACUGGGGUUUUCCUCACAAACUAUAAUAAUACAAACGAACGAGCUUUCAGCUGCAUUAUAUUAAUGUUCAUGCAAAGAAAUAAACCGUGCAUUUGCGGAAGACCACAA